Messenger RNA from Candidula unifasciata, 789 nucleotides. The record is from the annotation of a GenBank genome assembly. NCBI's taxonomy places the organism in Eukaryota, Metazoa, Mollusca, Gastropoda, Stylommatophora, Geomitridae.
AUGAUACCACGCUUGCGAUAUCUAAUUCAAGAUUCUAUCAAAAUCGUGCAUAGAAACAAGACAGAUUCAGUCUAUUUAUCUACAUUCGUAUCUAAAUCAGCUGGUCAAGAAACUGAGCAACGGACAGAUCGCGCAUCGUUGUUGGGAGCAAAUCGAAAAUGGCGGCAUGUGAAUUGUUGCAGCCAAACUAGGAUGGCCCACACCGAUAUCAAAGUACCGGACUUUACCGAGUACAGGCGAGAUGAGGUCAAGAAGCCCAAUGUCAAAGCUUCCGAUUCUGACAGCAGGCGCAAGAUGACGUCGUACUUGACAGUAGGCGCCGGUUCUGUGGUUGCCGUCUAUGCCGCCAAGUUCCUUGUUCGCUUGGCAGUGAACAACUUGAGUCCUGCAGCCGAUGUCGUCGCUAUGUCAAAGGUCGAGAUCAAACUUGGGGAGAUAGCGGAAGGUCGCAAUGUGAAGGUCAAGUGGCGAGGCAAGCCACUGUUUGUGCGCCAUAGAACCGACGAGGACAUUGAGCGAGAGGCCGCAGUUGACUUGUCCACUCUGAGAGAUCCACAGACAGACGCUGAUAGAGCUCAGAACCCCAAGUUUCUCAUUGUGAUUGGAGUUUGUACACAUCUAGGCUGCAUCCCAAUUGCAGACGCCGGAGAUUACGAAGGCGGCUACUACUGUCCGUGCCACGGAUCUCACUAUGACGGAUCCGGAAGGAUCAGAAAGGGACCGGCCCCUCUAAAUCUAGAAGUACCUCCAUAUGAAUACAUUGAUGACACCACUGUUGUUGUGGGUUGA